GGUACAGAGUUGAGUCAGAGGGGCACGGGUAAGGUUUCCUCUGAGCGCUGCUGUGUAAACGAUUCACUCCUUCCUGCGUCUGUUCCCUAACCUGUGUCGCUUUCUCUUAGCCAUGGGCCGGUGGUCAACCCUAGGAAGCCUUCUGUUUUUCCUCGGGCUAUCUGGGAUCUGUACAGGAUUCGAACAAGAGAACUGUACCAACUACAUGCUCCAGUUCAAGAGGGUUUACUCGGUUCCCGGGGAUGUGGCUAUGCUAACCAGCACCCUGGCGUCUUAUGACAUCUUCAACAUUUCAGCGGUGCCCUACAACAUCACCUGGUACGACUCAAAGACGCGCCAAGAAAUAAGUAACGAGACCGGACGAACCGUGGUGCGCGGAGAGACUCUAUGGUUUCUGAACACAAAGCUGGGCGACGAUGGAGAAUACGUGAGCGUACUGAGAACUCCCUCUAGGUGCUACAGGCAGAACACCAGGCUGAUAGUGGAGCUGCCGGUUCCUGGAAAGUGUGGCAGGCCGAGGAAAGCUUACCAAACGAUCACCAAGGGGGUCACCGACUACCUGGGCUGCCCUCUGAAGGAAUACAUCAGCAAACUGAACAGCUACAACACCACCUUCUCCUUGAUGUGGUACAAAGGCUGUGCCCCCAUUGUGGAUGGGAAUGACAGCUAUAGCUACGAGGAUAACGCCAAACUGAAGAUUGAUAAGGUGGAAACUAAAAGCCAACAGUCCUACACCUGCACUCUGACCUUCACUCUCGAUGGCACCGUCGGAUCUGUUUCAGAGUCGAUUGAGGUGUCAGUCACAGCAAAGUACUCUUUGACACCACAAGUGCGCCAACCAGCCGGUGAGAUAAUCAAGUCACCGAUAGGGUCAACUUUCAGCCAACUGUGCCAGGUGUUUGUGCCUUGUGUCGGGAAGCCUUCGGUUGAUGUUUAUUGGUCCGUCCAAAGAGAUUUAAUUAUGGAAACAAACGCCUCCAAACGUGUCUACACAUCAGAAAAACUGACUAGAAGCCAGACUGUUCCUGUUGAGGGUGUGUGGAUGGAGCGUGUGCUGACGAUUUCUAAGCUACAGGAGAAGGAUUACAACAUCAACUACACUUGUCGUGCGUUCAGUGCCAAAGGAAACCCUCUGAGCUACUUUACUCUGCUGCCAACAGGUCAAAACCCAGCGCGUAAAGUUUAAACCUCUGUUGUUUUUUUCAUUCUUUGUGGGCUGUCAGGGAAACCUGUGUUAACAUCUCCUAUUGUUUGUAUUAUCCAACCAAAAGGUCAAAAAGUAAGACCCUUAGAUAUCAUCAUUUAUUCACAAGUUAAAUAAAAACAAAAGGUACAAUCAUGAGACGUACUGCGGACACCAGUAGAACAUUUUCACCACUUUAAAAAUUGCAGUACACAUCAAGAGCUGUACACAUGCCGCGUUCUUUGCGUGGCUGUGUCUUUAGCUGUAAGCCCAGUGGCGAUCUGUUCAUCUGUCAUACUAAUCAUACAAUAAAGCCAUUGAAAAGAAUAGGAUAAGUACAAGUA
Molecule: messenger RNA, 1527 nt
Organism: Trematomus bernacchii (emerald rockcod)
Lineage: Eukaryota; Metazoa; Chordata; Actinopteri; Perciformes; Nototheniidae
Product: interleukin-1 receptor type 2-like
Exons: 8
Coding region: 113-1186 (357 amino acids)
Molecular function (GO): interleukin-1 receptor activity
Source: RefSeq, a predicted model, not a curated record